Molecule: messenger RNA, 1552 nt
Organism: Gloeophyllum trabeum ATCC 11539
Lineage: Eukaryota; Fungi; Basidiomycota; Agaricomycetes; Gloeophyllales; Gloeophyllaceae
Product: EXS-domain-containing protein
Exons: 5
Coding region: 1-1413 (470 amino acids)
Cellular component (GO): membrane; cytoplasm
Source: RefSeq, a predicted model, not a curated record
AUGGACGACUUCAUCGACGACGAGACGCCGUUCGCUGUUUCCUUCCCUUUACCGUUUCGCGUCCUCUUCCUGGUCGGCUUAGGCAUUCUCGGUUGGGCUGCGAAUCUGCACGGUCUUACCUUGCUGGGAGUUGACGUGUCGAGUGCUUUUGGCUUGAGUAUCCAUGCAGGCCAUACGACGCCUUUACCCACAGACCGCCAGGCUGGGUCGAGAUUCACCUCUUUCCAUGGACCCAUGUAUCGUCUCUUCAUAUCCUACUCUACCUGGUGCUUUCUGGCCUGGAGUAUCUUCCGAUUUUCAGCCGGAAACGAUCCCAUGUUAGUCGAUGUCUUCAAGUACAUCCCUGGUAUCGCAUGUCUGGGUGUACUGUUGCUGGUCAUAUGUCCUUUCAACGUUUGCCAGAAACGUGAGCGCGAUGCCUUUCUUCUGUCCCUACGCAGGUGUAUAACGCCCCCGUCUCAUCGGCAAACAUACUUCUGUGAUAUCGUUUUUGCGGAUAUCCUCACUUCCUUUGCUAAGGUUGUCGGGGAUAUAUGGCUGUCCUUGUGUAUGCUAUGGCCUGGAGGCAGUCUUCUGGAGCUACCAACACAAAGCGGCCUUUCGCGGUGGGUUCUUCCCAUCCUAAUGAGUUUGCCGUAUGCCGUGCGGCUUCGCCAAUGUUUGAUUGACUACUACAUCCCGGGGAACGAGAGUCGACGCCCUCUAUAUAAUGCAUUGAAGUAUGCGACUUCCUUUCCAGUCAUCUUUUUGUCGGCCGCCCAACGAAUAGUAGUGACCGAGCUCGUCGCAGAGAAAGGGGAGAAAGUGGCUAACGAGGCUUGGCACGGGGAGCAUCAGCUAUUUCGACUAUGGCUGUUGUCUGCUCUGGUGAACUCGCUGUAUUCCUUCUGGUGGGACCUCACGAAUGAUUGGGGGCUGGAUCUCUUGAAGAUCCAAUCGUCGGAGAACCGCAGUGCUCGAGUGCCAAGGCCUUUGAUUCUGCCAUCAUUGCAUUCUAGAUCCGAAUCAAUCACCAGCAAUACCGCUUCCUCCUCGUCCUCAGGCCGAGAGGAUGGGUCAGACAGGCCUUGGCUAUCACCUCGUCAAAAUCAAGCAUAUCCUAAUGGUCUUCGCCCGACGCUAUUAUAUCCCCUUCCUGUGUAUCCCCUCAUCAUCUUCCUCAACCUUGUACUACGCCUGACAUGGUCAAUCAAACUCUCCAGUCACCUGCACUUCUACACGGAAGGCAGCGUUGUCAUAUUCUGGCUAGAGAUGGCAGAAUUGUUCCGACGGUGGAUGUGGGUGUUCGUGCGUGUAGAGUGGGAAGUCGUGCGGAGGACUGAGGAGGCGGGGUACAAGGCUGGUGGGAGUUACGAUGCCGAAGAAUACGAACUGCUAUCCCCGAAUGAGGAACAGAGCAAACCUGAGAGCUGAUUAAGUGCUGUCACUGUGGGCGGCUUUUGGACACGAGACUAUCUGUGUAGCACCUGAUAAUACCCUACUGGUAAUAGACAAUGUUCUAAUGCAUAUGACCGGUUCCAAGUAAGAAUCUACGGCCAUGGUUCCCAUUGUC